GCUCAAAGUGGAAAGUUUCCUGACCAUUUGCGAGUAUUUUAAUGAUUGUUGAAUAAUGAUGGACAGUGAAUAUUUCACAAUAACUCAGCCUAAGAGUAUUCUCGAUUUGCCGGAAGAUUUCUUCUUGGAAUACUUGUCGAAAUACCUUGAAAUCCCAGAACUGUUCAAUUUUCGAUGUUGCUCCAGGAUGUGCAGAGAUUUGGUAGAUCAGAUGCUUACACGGCGAAAGCGACUCUGUAUUGAAGAAGAUAGUACUCAGAAUAAUAAAUGGGAGACAUCAUUCCGGGUGAUUUCCCGGAAAUGUAGGAUGCUCAGAGAGAUUCAUCUGAUAGGUUUGCCUUGGCUCACGGAAGAUCUACUUCUUGAAUUCCUGAACAACAACACAGAGUUGGAGAUCUUCAGUCAUCACUUGUGUUUUAAGAUAACUUCCAGUGGUCUUCAUCCACUUGCUGUAAAUUGCAAGAAACUCCAUACCUUGCAUUUAUCUGGUUUAGCAGUUUGUGAUGGUUUUCUGCAGACUCUGAAUAUGCACAAUAAUCAUCUUGUGGAUGUUAGUUUAUCGCUCUAUUGUCUCUCUGAAGCAAUUCUCUGUGACUUUUUCAAGACGCAAAUCCAUUUAAGGAUAAUCCAUUUGUCGCAAAAACAUUUUUGCAAGGAGCAUUCCCCUGUUCUCGGCACAAUCGCAGAGUAUUGUAAGGACUUGGAGUACUUAGACAUUCUGGAUCUAGAUCGAAGUGAUGAUGAGGCAGUUUUGAAAAUUGCUAAAAGCUGCCCCAAAGUCACUCACAUCGUUUUGAAUCCAGAUGAAUUUUGUGAUGGCACUAUCGAGUUCCUUAAAAGCAGGAAAAUUGAUAUAGAACAGAAAGUGGACAUAUUAUCAUCCCACAGAUACGAUACAUUCUAUUAGAGUCGGUAGAUAGAGCUCUGACAAAAUUUCUCUCUUUAUGCCAAAUUCUCUUUGCUGAACAGCUUUAACAAAAAAUCUGUCCCUGGUGUCUCUGCAUAUUAUCCUGGGAUGCACAGCACAC
Messenger RNA from Phlebotomus papatasi, 1028 nucleotides. RefSeq names its product F-box/LRR-repeat protein 15-like. The transcript has 2 exons. Lineage: Eukaryota; Metazoa; Arthropoda; Insecta; Diptera; Psychodidae. The record is from RefSeq and is a predicted model, not a curated record. The coding region runs from base 56 to 907 and encodes 283 amino acids. Gene Ontology annotation, molecular function: protein binding.